AUGACCCGACCCUCUUACCUUGCUGAUAAACAGACAAACGAAGUGAGGCUGUCACUGCACAUCGCGGUGGUGGUACUGUCACUGUACCACACCUGCAAGGCUAUUAGAAUUGGCCGUGCCAUACCGAACCCUAGCCAGAACUAUGCAGUGCUUGGGGAACCGAUCGAUGCAAAUUUAGAUGAAGAUGGCUACUUUUAUCCAAAGCCGAAGAUACCGUUUCCGCCACCGACAAGACCUCCUGCACCACCUUCAAAACCACCACCAGUGAACUCAGAAACAGACGGAUAUUUUUAUGAAAGGCCGCGUUUACCAUUCCCACCCCCUCCACAGCCGCCGAGGAUUCCUUCACCACCACCACCACAACCACCGAGAACCCCUCCACCUCCCCCUCCGCAACCUCCAAGAACACCGCCAACACCCCAACCACCACGUUUUCCUCCAUAUCAACCGCCAAGGAUACCACAACCCCCACCGCAGCCUCCACGGUUUCCACCAUAUCAGCCACCGAGGAUUCCUGAACCAUCCAAUAAUGGGUAUAAAUACAAUACGCCACGGAUUCCAUUUCCAGUAUCAACAACAACAGUAAAACCUGUAACCUAUUCUCCUCCUCCACCUUCAACAUAUCUACCACCUACAAGACCUCCACCUCCCCCUCCCCCAACCACUAGGCCACCUCCACCUCCUCCUCCACCUACUACAAGAGCCCCUCCGCUCACAAGACCGCCUUUACCUCCAUCACCCAAAACUCAAACAACUGGUUAUAAUUAUCCUAAGCCAACAGUUCCAUUUACAUUCCCUACAAAAGCACCACCUACACGUCCUCCACCACCACCAACGGCACCAACUUAUUUACCCCCCACACAGAGGCCACCACCACCACCCAGUCCACCGUCAACGUACUUGCCCCCUACCAGACCUCCACCUCCUCCUUCUCCUCCUCCUACAAGACCUCCUCCACCUCCCACAACUAGACCUCCACCACCUCCAACAACCAGGCCACCUCCACCUCCUCCACCUCCAACAACCAGACCGCCACCACCUCCUCCGACUAGAUCUCCUUCUUCACCUUCACCAAAAACUCAAACAACUGGUUAUAAUUAUCCUAAACCAACAGUCCCAUUUACAUUCCCUACCAAAGCACCACCUACACGUCCUCCACCACCGCCAACUGCACCAACUUAUUUACCCCCCACACAGAGGCCACCACCACCUAGUCCACCAUCAACGUACUUACCCCCUACCAGACCUCCACCUCCUCCUUCUCCUCCUCCUACGAGACCUCCUCCACCUCCUACAACCAGACCCCCACCACCUCCUCCGACUAGACCUCCUCCUUCACCUUCACCAAAAACACAAACAACUGGUUAUAAUUAUCCAAAACCAACAAUACCUUUUACGUUUCCACCACCAACAAGGCCUCCACCACCACCGAGCCCACCAUCAACAUAUUUACCACCGACAAGACCGCCACCUCCUGCUACCCGACCGCCAACGAGAGCGACUCCACAACUUACUCGUCGGCCUCCACCACCAAGUCCUCCAUCAACAUACUUGCCACCGACUAGACCACCUCCACCACCAACUCUACCAAGCACAAGACCACCACCACCGCCACCUCCUCCAACGACAAGGCGACCUCCUCCCCCACCACUAACACCUAAGACUCAAACCACUGGUUAUGCUUAUCCCCGACCAACAAUUCCCUUCACAUUCUCUACCAGAGCAUCGCCCACACGACCUCCGCCUCCACCUCGUCCACCAACUUAUUUACCUCCCACUCAACGCCCUCCACCACCUAGUCCACCGUCCACUUAUUUACCUCCUACUACUAGACCUCCUCCACCUCCUACGACUACCAGAACGCCGCCGCCACCACCACCACCGCCACCAUCUACAACACCCAGACCAGUUACUUACUUGCCUCCGAGUCCUUCAACAUAUUUACCACCGCCUAGACCGACCCUACCCCCAACUAGGCCACCUCCCCAGCCAUCGCCUCCUCCGACAAGACCCACAUAUAGGACUACGGGCUACGAGUAUCCAAAUCCCAAAGUUCCCUUUACAUUACCCACCCAACCAACAUACUUGCCACCAUCGCGCCCUACGAGACCUCCUCUACCUCCCUCUCCACCACCAACAAGACCUCCUCCUCCCCCUACAAGGCAACCAUACUUCCCAGUAACCACAAAGGCACCUUUCACCACCAGACCACCAUAUGUUCCCGAUGAAGGCUAUUACUACGAUCGACCGAGAGUACCAUUUGUAUUCUAA
This is a messenger RNA of Pieris macdunnoughi, 2271 nucleotides long. NCBI's taxonomy places the organism in Eukaryota, Metazoa, Arthropoda, Insecta, Lepidoptera, Pieridae. The record is from the annotation of a GenBank genome assembly.